ACUAAAGGACUUGUGGAGAAAAAAAAUGGUAGGGAUAAAGCAAGUAGGGUGAAAAUGACCAUGCUUUUUAUUGGAGAAAGAAAGAGACGCGUUCUCCCUAUCCUAUUUCGUUCGACAAGUUGAAUUUCAGUACGUUCCUACUAAGCGAGCGAACGAACGAGCGAACAGUCGCGUUCGUGCGUUCGUAUUAACCGCAUCGAGCGGCCUACUCCGUCGUAUUCUCGCUUUGAUCAAACCAGGAAAGAAAGAGAGAGAUGAUCGCUACUUACGAAUGAUUCGACAAUCGUCGAUAGUUCGAGAGCAGAGUUGAAAACUCAAUCAAAAAAAGACGACUUUCCGAAGAUUUUGCAAGAUAUAUUUUUCGAGUUACGGGGAGGGGGAAGAGACAGAGAGAGAGAGAGAGAGAGAGAGAGAGAGAGAGAGAGAGAGAGAGAGAGAGAGAAAGGAGAAAAGCAAAUGUCGACCCGCUACUAGACGCCUCUUCGUUCUCGGUGGAUAUGAAUGGAAACGAAGGAAUAGCAAUUUGAGGAACGAGCGAAGCUCGGUCCGAUUUGGAUCUAGCUUUUAGUGGGUGGAAGAAGAGAGAGAGAGAGAGAAGAAACGGAGUAAUAACAAGGAUAAUACUAAUAACGAUUGGGACGGGCCUAGGAGCUCGGCGAACGACGAAAAUUGCAAGAUUUGUCUGAAAGGCGAACACGAUCGUGAGGGAAUAAUAAAUCUGGAAAAGGAAGGGAUAAAGCGGGAGAGAAAGGGAAAGAAAAAAGUCUUGCUCGGCUCUCGGCAGAGUUAUCGGCGAGAAAUAGCAGAGAGAAGCAGUGGAUGAAUAAUAAUACGAGAAAAAAAGAAGAGGAAGAAAUAGAGACUAGGAAAUAGAAGGAUGUGAAAGAAAGAGAGGAGAUACCUCGUGAUAGGAUAAUUCGAAAGGACGAAGCGUAACUCACGAGAUCGUGCACGAAGAUUAGAAUUUAAGGCACGCUGAAAAAUUCUUACAAAGAAUUAUCGCAAAGUGUAGAUAGUUUGGUCUAAGCGGAAAGGACAAAGUCCCGAAUUAUUCAUUGAGAAUUUUAGAGAAAAAAAGAAAAAAAAGUGAUAUUUUUCACGAGCGUCUAAUUGAUUUCGCGAAGGAAGAAUAGAAAGUAGAAGUAGAAAUUUUAUUAAAACACUCGUUAGACCGUCGUUACAUCGUCGUUAAAUUGUCGGUGAUGCUUUAAGAUUUUCAAAGGUAUACCGGAGAGAGUUCAACGUCACGUUUUCAGCACGAGGAUCGGUCUCGUGCCAACCUUAUCUACUGGCUAAUUUAUCGAACUUACCCUAUUAAAGAUAAUUACGUGACUGCUCGAUAGUACUACUUCUAAUCUAGCUUCCUAGGUAUCGCGGAAUAAUUUAUUUUAUUUCCUUCCUUUUCGACUCGAGAACGCAGAGAGGAAGCUUACGAAUGUAAUUCGUUUCGAGUUUGUUACUUCGUUUUAUCGCGAUUAACGGAAAAAUCUUGGUUCCUCGUGGAACGAAACGGGAUCGAAUUUUUACUUGUAACGAUAAAGCUUGUAAGUGUUGUUCCGAUUCCCUAAUGCUAUCGAUACUUAACGACUUUGCUAAUGAUCCGAGGAGUAAAUGAUUAGGUAGUAAAAAAAAAAACCAACCAACUUUGUUCUAUCGUUUGUUCGCGGUUAAUCUUCUCUUUUAGUUUCUCUUACCUUUAGUUUUCUCACUCGACUAGAGAUCCAACUUUCGAAAGAGAGAUCACUCAAUAUUCUCAUAUAUCGUCGUUGUCUCAUAUACAGUGUGUGUGUGUGUGUGUGUGUGUGUGUGUGCGUGUGUGUGUGUUUGCGGAUACGUGCGCAACACGCGUGUGAAAACGAUGAUAAAGAGAAAAGAAAGAAAGAUGAUGAAGAAACGCAAAGAACAACGAAAGUGACCUUACUUUAUUACUCGCGUCGGUUCAACGUCGUACGAUAGUCAGGGAAAACGUUUCCUUGCAAGGAUAAUAAAAAGAAGAAAACAGAAAAGAAGAGGAAAGAAAAGAAAAGAAACAGAUCGUUGAGAAAUGAAGGGAAACUUGGAAGGAUAUCCGCUCGCUUUGUCCUCGUCGAGAAAUUAUCUGGUUCUCAUUCUGAUCUUUCUAUCCGUGAAAGUAUCGACGAGCAACGAGCCUCGAAUGAGAAAAUGUUGUCCACCGCAGGAAAUUUUUUCCGGCCGAUCGAAGGUGGACUGCGUUCCCGCGCCGAACCAGGCGAUGGAAUUGCAUCCUUUAUCGAAUGGCGUCAACUUAGGUAUUCCUAGGUGCGAGAAACCGGAAGAUAUCGCAACUACUUUUAUCAACGAGAUCAAACCAGACGAUUUCCUCAGAAGUCCAGCUUGUUUGGAGAUUCUCCGAAAGGAGUCUUCCGACGAGGAGUCCCCAAUAAUCGUUCAUUGUCACUCGAACGAGGACGACACGAGGAAAGAAGCAACUGGAUUGUCCUUUCCAAAAAUCACAACGAUUCGAAGAUGUUGUCCGAAGGAUACCCUCUUCGAUCCUGAUACGAGAUUCUGCGUGCCAUCUAUAUCCUAUAUCAACGAUACCUCCUUCCUUUCUUCGGGUGAUCCCUUUUUCUCUUUCUUACCGAUCAUCGACUCGAUCGAUUUUCUAGCAGUGACGAGAGGUCCACCCAAUUGUCCACGAGUCAUAUUCGAUUUUCGCAUAAACUCAAGCAAUUUGAUCUUCGAGGAUCGAACUUUCAAAGGUACACUGUCGUUGAGCCAAAACGGACGUAGGAAAGAAGAGAUCAAGCUGACGGAAGAGAACGCUUGCAUCGAGCUAACUCCGGAAUCCACGAUCUCGAACGGAAAACUGAUCCUACGGCUCUGCCGAGAUGAAGAAAUUUGUUCGGGAAAGUCAUGCAUCAGGAAGUGCUGUCCGGAGGACCAGUUUUUGAUAUCAGGAAAAAGAGAAUGUCAAAAAUUGUAUGACGAUUCGAUCACACCGAUCGAGUUUCACGAGAAGAUUUUGAAUUCGUCGAUUCACAAAGAUUUCUUCAGAGAAGAUUAUGGUCUGCUCAUUGGCAAAGUGUGCAAGGACAGAGGAAUGUAUCCCGUGCGUCCGGAAGAAAAUUGGAGCAUUACCCCUGAAGGAUACAUCGACGUGCCCGAUUACAAGGUCUACGAUCACUACGAGUAUUGCAUGGACAUCUUUUACAACAGCUCCAACUACAAGGAAGGCCUUUAUCCUUUCGUGUGUUUCGCGGAGGAUUUUGCGCCACCGUGUCGACUACGGUGCAGCAUUAAUAGCGUACUUCAGUUGACCAGCUGCGCAUUUUUGCUGACAACGUUGGUGGUCUACGUUUGCCUACCUGUUCUCCAGAAUCUCCAUGGCAAGACUCUCAUGUGCCAUGUCGGCAGCCUCCUUUUGGCUUUCGUUUGUCUGCUUUUGAUCUCCUGGCUGACUCCAGACAGUACUCCAGAGGAAUCGAUAGCCACGGUAUCGUGCAAAUUUUUAGGCUACGCAAUGCUAUUCUCUUUCCUCUCGGCUUUCUCCUGGCUCAACGUCAUGUGCUUCGACAUAUGGUGGACUUUCGGCGGUUCGCGUGGAAACACAUCGACGAGAGGAAGAGGACACAGGAAAAGAUUUUUGUUGUACUGCGCGUACGCGUGGGGCCUGGCCUGCUUGAUUACCGUCCUAGGAAUCGUGGUCGAUCACACCGACUUUUUCCCAAAGUAUUUGCGGCCUACUAUCGGACGAGCAAGCUGUUGGUUUACACCUGGAAGUAAUCUUCACGGUGAACUCUUGUUCUUCAUCGCACCGUUGACGCUUCAACUUCUAAUCAACAUCGUCUUCUUCGUUAUCACAUCUAUAAAUUGCAACAAGGUAAAGACUGAGAUAAACAGAGUGAUCACGGAUCCUUCGGACAUUAGAAACAAACGAUUUCAGGCCGAUCGAACCAAAUUGAUCAUGAAUAUAAAGCUGUUCAUCGUUAUGGGAAUAUCUUGGAUAUUAGAGAUUGUCUCUUACUUUCUCAACAAUUACGCCAAGGAUUUGCAAUGGCGCGAAGAAUUCUUUUAUGCUUCGGACACCUUUAAUUGCCUUCAGGGACUAUUGAUCUUCAUUCUCUUUGUUCUAAAGAGCCGCGUAUAUUAUGCGCUACGAAGAAGAUUGGGGUUUGAAGACAAGAAACGAUUGUCGAGCAACGCAACGACCGCCGUACACGACACUUGUAGGGUGAAAAACAGUGCUAGCAAUAGCACGCUUAUGUCUACGUUUCAAGUGAGCUUGACGCCAUGACGAAAACAGGACGAACAUUUUACAUAGAUCGAAGUAUUACACUUAAUCAGGGAUUUCUUCAAAGCGUGCGUUAUUUUUGCGCCUUUGGUUUAUGGCACUCCAACUUUUCAACUCUUCCGCUUUAAUAUUCUAUUAUUAUUACGUUGUACUACGGGUUCCGCGAAGAGGAAAGAAGUAACAAAUUCGACCACAAAGAUCUUUGUGUAUAAAGUUAAGAAAAUGACGCCAUCGACGUUCCGUUCGUUUUUUUUCCUUUUUCUUUUUUAUCUUUUUUUUGUUUCUUUUCUUUUUUCUUUGUUUGUUUGUUUUUUUUUUUUUUUUUUUUUUUUUUUUUUUCUUUUUGGUCCUCUAAGCAAGAUCAUCUCGCACGAGAUCAUUCGACUGGGCUGGAACUGUCCGGUUAAAGUUUUUAAGAUAUUUACGACUUUCUUAUGGCAGAUAUUUACGCUCGAAAGUUUGAGUUUAACGAGCGAUGUUUCUGCAAUCUUUAAAUCCGUUCGUACAGGCAGUAACGUUCUAGCCAAGCUUCGAGCGAUUAUUUUUGUUACCUCGUAAAUGAGUAACGAUGUCGGAUACUCGAUUCUCUAGGAAGAAAAAAAAAAGCUGUCUCUCGUGAGAAAUAGCAAAGUUAUGAGGAAACACGAUUCUCCAAGAUCUUUCAAAGUUGAGAAACGAUAAGUGAGAAGCUGCCUUGAAAUAUUAACUAUCAUCUAGUUAUUGAAAGCGAACGAAGUGACAUACAUAUUUGUAUAUUCUUCGAAUCGGACAUUGUUAUGAAUCAUUUUCGAGAAACUAGUCGUCUUCUACGUUAUACCGACAAGGAAAAGCUUUUAACGUAUUUGCAAUUUGCUUCAUACAUUUUCCACGCUUGUAACUUAGUUCGAACACGUAGCUCGUAGACCAUAUAGAAUCAAACGAAGACGAAAUCGAGAUCGAGUUCUCUCCUCUCGUAAGAUACCAAAGAGGCUUUCUCGUUCGUAACGUAAGCUGAUGUUCUCAAGAAGUAAUCCUAUUACGUCAUUAAAUUUACCAAAGGGAGAGAGAGAGAGAGAGAGAGAGAGAGAGAGAGAGAGAGAGAGAGAGAGAGAGAGAGAGAGAGAGAGUGAAUGAGUGAGAGGGGAAAGAAAGAGGGAGUCUUUACAAUUUGUUACGAAGAAGCAACACGCUCGGAGACAUGUGUCCUAAAUGAUAGCGUAUAGUUUUAUACAAUGCGACAAACCUAUCGUAUUUUUCCUUUCCCUUCUACCGUACGGCUAAGCUUUAUAAACGAUAAUUGUUCAUUAUAUAAAUGGUACAAGAGCAUGCGGAUAAAAAGUAUCAAAGGAUUUUGAUUAAAAAGUCAUUUUUCUAGAAAAAUAUUUCUCUUUUCUCUGUUAUCGUUUCUCUUUUAUUCAACUAUACUCACAUUUGUAGAUUUACCACGGUACUUGUAGUUUUUGGAUUUCCGAAGGAAAAGAAAAGAAAAGGAAGGAAAAGAAAAAAAAAAAGAAAAAGAAUCCAUGGCAGCAUCACAAUUUCAUCAGCUUCGUUCCUUCGCUCAUCUUCGAACUUCCGAAGUAGUUACCGGGCAAAGAAUAGUGAGGUUUCGGAAAGUUGUGCCAGCCGCACUAAUUUUCCUGUUUCUCCAUGCAUAUUUCUCCUUUUAUUUCUUUUCUUCGUAGACUAUCGUUUCUUCUUGGAACAGGACGAACGAUAAGGAGAAAGAAGAUAUCGCUCAAAGACUGAUCGCAGAAAUACUUUUAUUAUUAUAUAUAUAUAUAGAUAUAUAUAUAUAUAUAUAUAUAUAUAUAUAUAUAUAUCCGAAAAUCUUAUCUCGCGAAGAAACGUCAUAUAUCAUUUUAAUCGUAUCGUCGAUUAACUUUGAGAGCGUUCAAUUGUUGAUUACGUUUAUAAAAUAUCAUCCUCGCUAGAUUAUAGAUGGAUUCUUAUUAUACUAUGUUUAACUCGUUAUCUUUGUCAUCGCACUCUCGUGUAAUAGGUGAUAAGCGGCAUGUAAGCGCAGAAAAUAUGUACAAAUAUCUACACGCGAUUGGAAAUCUAUAUAAUCAUAACGCGUCUAAUCUUACAGAGAUCUCUACGAUUCAAAAAUAUACAAACAAAAUCGAACCUUUGGAUGUGGGCAAAUAUGUACAUACACGUAUAAACCUUAUUUUCUCAUCUUAUUUCCCUAAGUUUAUAUAAUAUUGUUUCGUUAUCAUUCGACGAGUCAAAAUAACUUUAUUUUUUUUUCAUUCUUAAUAUAAUUUUCAUUGUAAAUGCAA
Vespa velutina is the source of this 6519-nucleotide messenger RNA. RefSeq names its product G-protein coupled receptor Mth2-like. The record is from RefSeq and is a predicted model, not a curated record. The transcript has 8 exons. The coding region runs from base 2045 to 4258 and encodes 737 amino acids. Gene Ontology annotation, biological process: G protein-coupled receptor signaling pathway; cell surface receptor signaling pathway. Gene Ontology annotation, molecular function: G protein-coupled receptor activity. Gene Ontology annotation, cellular component: membrane. Lineage: Eukaryota; Metazoa; Arthropoda; Insecta; Hymenoptera; Vespidae.